CCUUCAAUCGCCAUUGAUUGGCCUCUCCUUAGCUCACAAGUCUCCGACAGAGAGAGCUAACGUGAGCGAGCGAUUCACCAAAUCAAGACGACUCCGUUUUUCAAUUCGAUUCUUCCCAGAAUUUUUCAAACGGACAACUCAUGUAUGAGCAUCAGUGUCUCUUUCUUAUUUAUGUCUCUGCGUAUACCCAGUUGGUGCCUUUGAAAGAUUCACUCCAACUUUGAACGCUUCAACUUCAUUUGCCCCCGCCCUCUCUCUCUUUCUCUUCCAGAGUCCGUAAAAAUCCUCUCUUUGUUGCUAGAUCUUCGCCGCCUCUCCACUCUACCAUCUUUUUUACUCUUUCUUUUCAUCUGGGUAUUUUAUUUUAUUUUUUUGGUGGGGUUUUGCUUGAUAAUCUCUUCUCUACAGUCUCGUCAAUAUCAUCUCUGACCAGAUUCCAAGUUAUAUGUGUAAUUUCGUAGAUUGAACUUCUCUUUCUUCUUGGGUUUCAGGAAGGUUUUGGCUCCGAUCGGUUCGAUUAUCUGUUGGGCAUUGUGUGUGGCAUUGUUCAGUUGUCUUUUAGUUUAGAUUUCCUAUGCUGAAUUGAGGAAAUUAGUGAUUAUGAUCAUGUGACUGGGAUCAUUUUCUGUGAUCGGUUUCUGAUGUUCGAUGUCAAUGGCCUCGAUCAGGAGAACUUUGCCUCCUUAUAAUGUUAGCAAUUACCAAAAUAGGGACUUGUUAGGAUCAUCACCAAAUCAAAGGCCUUUCUAUGUUUUUGGCAAAGCAUCAUCUGCUUCGCUGGGUUUCGCUGCAUCGGGAAUUAGGAUCCACGGAAUGUUCGCUGCCAUUUUCCCUGGAAAGUACCUGAGAAAGUCUCCGCCAUUGUGGAGAUCAUUUUAUAGGUUUUUGUUGUUUUUCACACUAGGAUUUUUACUGGGUUUGACCCCUUAUGGGCGUGUGAACGACUUGCGAGCCCAUCAUUCAUUGGAGGUUAAGUCGCCUCCGAUCAAUGUCCAGUUGGAUGGUGACGUGGAUCAGUCGAUUGAGCGUCAGGAUUUCAUCGUUAGAGCUGUUAACUUGAGGGUAGAAGAAAAGGUUGAGUUGAAUUUGGAAGAGGGUUCGAGUUUGGUGCCUAAAAAGCAGCUGAUUGUGAUUACACCGACGUAUAACAGGGCCUUGCAGGCCUACUUUUUGAAUAGGCUUGGUCAGGUAUUAAGGCUCGUGCAACCUCCAUUGUUGUGGAUUGUGGUGGAGAUGGAUGCAGGUUCAAUGGAGACUGCAGACAUAUUGAGGAAAACUGGGGUCAUGUAUAGGCAUUUGGUGUGUGGUAAGAACGUGACAGAUGUGAAAGACCGGGUUGUGCAUCAGCAGAACAGAGCAUUGGAGCACAUCCAGCACCAUCAACUCGAUGGUAUUGUUUACUUUGCAGAUGACUAUAACAUCUACUCAAUAGAGUUGUUCGAGAACCUGAGACAAAUUAGUCAUUUUGGCACCUGGCCUGUUGCGAUGCUUGCGCAAAGCAGAAACAAAGCAAUAUUGGAAGGUCCCGUUUGCAAUGGAAGUCAAGUAAUUGGUUGGCACACAAACGAACGAAGUAAGAGACUCCAUAGGUUCAAUGUUAAUAAGUCUGGAUUUGCUUUCAACAGUACAAUCUUGUGGGAUCCAAAGAGGUGGCACCGUGCCAUAUCUCAUCCAAUUCGGCUGGUGGACUCUUCAAAGGAAGGUUUCCAGGGCACAAAAUUUAUUGAACAAGUGGUAGAAGACGAAAGUCAAAUGGAAGCAAUUCCUUCCAGCUGCUCGCUAAUAAUGAGCUGGCAUCUCCAUUUGGACGGUCGCGGUCUUUCGUACCCCCGAGGCUGGUUGCUUCAGAAGAAUCUUGACAUUGUUCUCCCCAUAAGAUGAUGAAGUUUGACUGUCGAUACUUUUCACCAGAGAGAUGUAUUGACGGAAACGAACUCGUAGAAGUGGCCUCAGAAAUUCCUUUUUAAGGUCAUACUGGUGAAAAAGAGAGAGACACGAGGACAAAUGUCAUCUCUCAUGUUUGCUUCUGUUGUAUGGACAGGGAUGUGCUGGUGUUGGUGGUGGUCGUACAAGCAGCACCAGGUGGUGAAGCGUCAAUGCCAAUCAAAGGUGCACGACCCACAAGCUUUCUCAGAAUGAAAUUGUGAUUUGAGCUUCAUCCUCCAACACAAGGUUUCCAUUUUCCGUUUACUCUUUCUUUUUCGAAAUCUUAUGCGUUUAAUUGCACCCGUUCAAUGCAAAAGGUACGUGGAGCUGGUUUCCUGUCGAGGUUGGGAUGGUUGCAUGUCAUUCACGUAAUCAAACAUGGGCAAAUGUUCUUCAAGAUUGGAAAUGGCAAGAUUUUCUUUUGCUUUCCGGCGUUUGACGCGCUAUGCAGGUUCGGAAAAAUUACCACACUAAAUGGAGGCACAAUACGUUCAU
Messenger RNA from Rhodamnia argentea, 2421 nucleotides. Its product is annotated as probable beta-1,4-xylosyltransferase IRX9H. Gene Ontology annotation, cellular component: Golgi membrane. Gene Ontology annotation, molecular function: galactosylgalactosylxylosylprotein 3-beta-glucuronosyltransferase activity; xylosyltransferase activity. The transcript is spliced from 4 exons. Lineage: Eukaryota; Viridiplantae; Streptophyta; Magnoliopsida; Myrtales; Myrtaceae. Gene Ontology annotation, biological process: glucuronoxylan biosynthetic process; plant-type secondary cell wall biogenesis. The coding region runs from base 649 to 1881 and encodes 410 amino acids. The record is from RefSeq and is a predicted model, not a curated record.